Molecule: messenger RNA, 858 nt
Organism: Balaenoptera musculus (blue whale)
Lineage: Eukaryota; Metazoa; Chordata; Mammalia; Artiodactyla; Balaenopteridae
Gene: CD40LG
Product: CD40 ligand
Exons: 5
Coding region: 9-794 (261 amino acids)
Biological process (GO): immune response
Cellular component (GO): membrane
Molecular function (GO): tumor necrosis factor receptor binding
Source: RefSeq, a predicted model, not a curated record
AACGCAGCAUGAUCGAAACGUACAGCCAACCUUCUCCCCGCUCUGUGGCCACUGGACCACCCGUCAGUAUGAAAAUUUUUAUGUAUUUACUUACUGUUUUUCUUAUCACCCAGAUGAUUGGGUCAGCGCUUUUUGCUGUGUAUCUUCACAGAAGAUUGGACAAGAUAGAAGAUGAAAGGAAUCUUCAUGAAGAUUUUGUGUUCAUGAAAACGAUACAGCGAUGCAGCAAAGGAGAGGGGUCCUUAUCAUUACUGAACUGUGAGGAAAUUAGAAGCCGGUUUGAAGACUUGGUCAAGGGUAUAAUGCAAAGCAAAGAAGUGAAGAAGAAAGAAAAAAACUUUGAAAUGCACAAAGGUGAUCAGGACCCUCAAAUCGCGGCACAUGUCAUCAGCGAGGCCAGUGGUAAAACAGCAUCUGUUCUGCAGUGGGCCCCCAAAGGAUACUACACCCUAAGCACCAACUUGGUAACCCUCGAAAACGGGAAACAGCUGGCCGUGAAAAGACAAGGACUCUAUUACAUCUACGCCCAAGUCACCUUCUGUUCCAAUCGAGAAACUUCGAGUCAAGCUCCAUUUAUAGCCAGCCUCUGCCUAAAGUCCCCAAGUGGAUCAGAGAGAAUCUUACUGAGAGCUGCAAAUACCCACAGUUCCUCCAAACCGUGCGGGCAGCAAUCCAUUCACUUGGGAGGCGUCUUUGAAUUGCCACCGGGCGCUUCGGUGUUUGUCAACGUGACUGAUCCAAGCCAAGUGAGCCACGAGACUGGCUUCACGUCGUUUGGCUUACUCAAGCUCUGAACGCUGUAAGCUGGCAGGUUGCGGCUGGGCUGAUGCUGGCGGUCUUCACAAUCCAGCAAAGCAG